Messenger RNA from Micromonas commoda, 618 nucleotides. RefSeq lists its product with no specific name. Bases 1 to 618 code for a protein of 205 amino acids. NCBI's taxonomy places the organism in Eukaryota, Viridiplantae, Chlorophyta, Mamiellophyceae, Mamiellales, Mamiellaceae. The transcript has a single exon. The record is from RefSeq and is a predicted model, not a curated record.
AUGAUCGAGGGCCGACGACCGUGGGGCUCGCGGGGUGAAAUCUGGACCGACCUUCCCAGCGCGACACACGCGCUCAUCCUAUCCAAAUGCGGAUGCGACCGACGCGUCCCGAUCGAAUCCCACCCGCCCUGGUGCUCCGCGCCUCCCCAGUGCGGCACUGGACGCCAACGUCAUCAAAAAAGCUGUUUGCCGAACGGGCAAGAACCAAUAAAAAAUCCUGACGCAAAGGAGGAUCGUGAUUGGUCGAGACUCUCGCGAGCUGGCGAUGUCUCGCCAAGCAAGCAAGAGGCUAAUUUCGGAGGUCGUCGAGGGUUUGGGCCUUUCGUGCACUUUUCCCGAAAAACUGCUCCAUGUUGCCCACAGCGUUCCGCGUUGAACAUGGCAAUCGACUGGAGCAAGAUCGACAAGAAGUCGCUCGCCGUCCUCAUCGGCCUGUGCAUCCUCUUCAAUUGGCUCAACAAGAAGCUCGUGCCGUGGAUGGAAUCGAGUUGGAAGUGGAGGGCCGAAUUGAAGGCGAACGCCGAUAAAGUCCGGGCGGACUGGGACGCCGCAGCGGAGGCUGAGUUCGCGUCGGAGACCAAGGGCAAGAAGAAGAGGGAGGGCAAGAAGAAGAAGUAG